Molecule: messenger RNA, 1594 nt
Organism: Tachysurus vachellii
Lineage: Eukaryota; Metazoa; Chordata; Actinopteri; Siluriformes; Bagridae
Gene: tbc1d7
Product: TBC1 domain family, member 7
Exons: 9
Coding region: 151-1026 (291 amino acids)
Biological process (GO): negative regulation of TOR signaling; activation of GTPase activity
Molecular function (GO): GTPase activator activity
Source: RefSeq, a predicted model, not a curated record
CAAAGUAUAGUGCUUCAGUGCGGAUGUAGACGACAUGGAGGAACAGCUCAGAAUUGCAGGGAAAAGACGCACGAAAGCUGCGGUUUGAAAGCUGGGAAAACCCGAGGAUCACAUCACGGCCUGUACCUGGGGCGGAAAAGUGUUGCCAAUAUGGCUGAAGACCCGCAGAGGAACUUCAGGUCAGCGUAUUAUGAAAAGGUGGGCUUCAGGGGAGUGGAGGAGAAAAAGUCACUUGAAAUUCUCUUGAAGGACAAUCCACUUGAUGUGGAAAAGUUAAGCACAUUCAGUCAGAGGUUUCCAUUACCCUCGAUGUACAGGAUCCACGUAUGGAAAGUCCUGCUUGGUAUCCUGCCUCCACACAGCGAUUCUCACUCUCUGGUAGCCCGGUACAGGCGAGAGCAGUAUAUGGAUAUAAAAGAAGCUCUUCUGGCCAUGCGAUUUGUGCACACCGUCACGCCUCACACCGAGCUCUACCUUCGCAUGCAUCAGCUGGAAAACCAACAGUUGCCUUGUCGGUCAGAGCUCACACAACCUGAUGAAGAUUUCUUGGCUAUCGCCAGGGUUAUGGAGGAGAUUGUAGAGGAUCCGGUGGACUGCUAUUGGCUGAUUAGGUGCUUUGUCAGCCAGUUUAAUCACAAGUUUGGCGAUUCCAUACCUCACCUGCCCAAGAGUCUGGAGCAUUUCCUCUCCCAGGAGGACAGCCGUCUUUUGUCCCAUCUGAAAACUUCAGGCAGUCUGACUGUCCUGCCCUAUUCCCUUUGGUUCAGGCGCUGUUUCGCAGACUGUCUGCCAGAGUCCAGCCUUCAGAGAGUUUGGGACAAGGUGAUCAGCGGCUCGUGUAAAAUCCUCGUGUUCGUUGCCAUGGAGAUCUUGCUGAGCUACAAGAUCAAGCUCAUGGGAAUGAGUCAACCAGAUGCUGUGGUGAACUUCCUGAGCCAUAUGCCACAAGAGAACACAGACGCCAUAGUGACCAAAGCCAUAGAACUGUGGCACAAGUACUGCGGGACUCCCAUGCACGCUGUUUAAAACCUACGCACUCGAUCUUCAGACUCGACACCUCCGUGGUUACGUUUGCAUGCAGCUUUAUAACUCGACCGACAGCUCCGUCAAAAAAAAAAAUAGAAAAUGUUCAGUCAGACAUUAAGCUUUCCUACACAGGGUCGUGGAAGAGCCUGGAGUGUAUCCCAGGUACUUGGGGCACAAUGGAAAGGACAAUCACAUACAAACACAUUCACACACUACAGAUAAUUUAGAGAUGCCAUCUGCCUACAACUCAAGUCGAUCGACUGAGGGAGGAAAAUGAAGAACCUGGAGGAAUGUCGGAUGAAGCAAACCCCCAACCACAGAUGUGAUCCCCUGGGAUUAUUUUAUGCAUGCAUAUUAUUAAAAAAACUCUUAGUAUUGAAACUCAAGGUUAAAAUAUUAUCUACAUAUAAAAAAACAAUAUGACUUAGACCUAUAUAUAAAUAUGUAUAUUAACAGUGAACUUUCAGUGAACUUUUUUCCAACAUAAUGUACAUUCAAUAGCAUUCAGUUAAACAGAAACAUAACUUGAUGCUACGUUAUACCUCAAAGAAAAGUGUGUUUUUUACUC